Thyridium curvatum is the source of this 1572-nucleotide messenger RNA. RefSeq lists its product as uncharacterized. The record is from RefSeq and is a predicted model, not a curated record. The transcript has 2 exons. NCBI's taxonomy places the organism in Eukaryota, Fungi, Ascomycota, Sordariomycetes, Thyridiales, Thyridiaceae. The coding region runs from base 1 to 1572 and encodes 523 amino acids.
AUGCUCGAUAGAUUCUUUGGUAGAAGGCGUGUCCAGCCUUCCAAGGUGAAUACAGAUGAGGUCUCGCCAGUUUAUCCACAAGACGGGGCGCCGAAUUUACCCAAUGUGACCAUGAUUGUCACAUUCCGCUUUCACGACGUGCUCGAGCCGGAGAAGUUACAUGGCUCGCUCUGUCGUCUGGUGGAAACAGGUGGCUGGCGACGGAUCGGAGGACGGCUGAGGAAAGAUGCCAAGGGAAAGCUGGAGCUUCACAUUCCGCGACCCUUUACUGCCGAGCGACAGGCUGCCGGCAUGACACACACGUCCUUCGACACAUGCAUCGACGACCACCCGCUGGCGCGCCAGCUCCCGCGCCCGACUCCUGGCCAAUUCUCGAUGCAGCCGGCUCCUAACCAAUUCCUACCGCUGGCUUUCGGCGAUACUGGGCCCAAGGUGCUGGAAGAUUGGCUUUCGACUGAUGCGCCGCAGGUCUGGAUUCACAUUGUUUCCUUUCGAGACGCAACGCUCGUAACUUUGAGAUGGUUGCACUUGACGUCAGAUGCAAUGGGCAUCUCGCACCUCGUGAGUGCUUGGAGCCAGGUCUUGGCCGGGAAAGAGGACGAGAUCCCGCCAAUGCUAUCGCUGGAGCACGACCCAGUAGGCGACAUUGUGCGUGGGGGAAGGCCGGGCAAGGAUGGCGGGACAGUGCCAGAGGAGAGGCUGGCUCUGGCUGACAAGCGGGUAACAGGCGUGAAGCUAUUCCUCUUCAUCGUCCGUUUUCUUGUAGACCUGUUGCUCUAUCCUAGAGCAAAGCAGCAGAUGAUGUUUUUGCCGAGGGCUGUGGUACAGAAGCUCAAGAGCCGAGCCCUAUCCGAACUCGAGGAAGACUGUUCCUCGAAUAUCGGCCCGGCGGCGGAGACUGUUCUGGACAGGAAAACGGGGAAGCCCUUCCUCAGCACCGGAGACGUCACGGCGGCUUGGCUCGCACAAGUGGCGGCUCAGUCCAUACCGCCGACCUCUCGUCGUACUCACUGCAUUGUGAGCGCCAUGGACCUCCGCGAGCGUGUACCGUCUGUGGUCGACAUAGAAAAGGGAGUCUAUGUUCAAAACUUUGCCUCUACGGUCUGGACGAUGUUGCCAAGCCAGGUGGUCCAUCCUCACACCCCCAGGAGCGCAUCCCUCGGGAAGUUGGCGGGCAGGCUUCGCUGGGACGUGGCACAGCAAUCUACAGAGCCACAGAUUCGGGCGGCGAUCCGCAUGGAGUGCCAGAAUCUAGAGGCGACCGGCCAGCGGCUAUUGUUUGGCGACCCAAGCAACUUCCUGACCGUCUUCACCAACUGGACCAGGACGCGCUUCGACGAGGUCGCCGACUUCAGCCCGGCGGUGGUCCUCCCUGCCGGUGCCAAGCCAGACUGGCCUACAGAGACACUUCCGGGCCGGGCGGUCUACUUCCACGGGUCGGCGGUUAUCGCUGGUGAGGAUACUCAAAGCCUCCUCGGGAUAUAUGAGAACUCCACUGGGGAUGUGUGGAUCAAUGGGGUCAUGCCACCCCACCUGUGGUCGGUUGCUGAGGAGGAGCUACGCAAGAUCUAG